Molecule: messenger RNA, 486 nt
Organism: Ochotona princeps (American pika)
Lineage: Eukaryota; Metazoa; Chordata; Mammalia; Lagomorpha; Ochotonidae
Gene: COX7A2L
Product: cytochrome c oxidase subunit 7A-related protein, mitochondrial
Exons: 3
Coding region: 88-432 (114 amino acids)
Biological process (GO): mitochondrial respirasome assembly; mitochondrial electron transport, cytochrome c to oxygen; regulation of oxidative phosphorylation
Source: RefSeq, a predicted model, not a curated record
AGCCUUGGGACGACCGCCUGGGAGGCAGGGUCCUUCUCUAGGGCGGUCGCGCAGGCAGCGGCUGCAGGAAGCCGGACUCCGGGCAUCAUGUAUUACAAGUUCAGUGGCUUCACGCAGAAGUUGGCGGGCGCAUGGGCUUCGGACGCCUAUUCCCCGCAGGGAUUAAAGCCUGUGAUUUCCACAGAAGCACCGCCUAUCAUAUUUGCUACUCCAACUAAAUUGACGUCCAGUUCUCCCGCAUAUGAUUAUUCUGGGAAGAACAAAGUUCCCGAGCUGCAGAAGUUUUUCCAGAAAUCAGAUGGUGUGCCUGUCCACCUGAAGCGAGGCCUGCCUGACCAAAUGCUGUACCGGACCACCAUGGUGCUGACCUUGGGAGGGACCAUCUACUGCCUCAUCGCCCUCUACAUGGCUUCACAGCCCAAAAACAAAUGAAUUAGGCUUCCCGGGACUGGUUAGCUUUCUGGCAUUAAAUCCUUUGAUUUUUCA